Messenger RNA from Cariama cristata (Red-legged seriema), 1309 nucleotides. It is a transcript of the gene IFRD1, whose product is annotated as interferon-related developmental regulator 1. Lineage: Eukaryota; Metazoa; Chordata; Aves; Cariamiformes; Cariamidae. Gene Ontology annotation, cellular component: nucleus. The transcript has 11 exons. The record is from RefSeq and is a predicted model, not a curated record. Bases 52 to 1254 code for a protein of 400 amino acids.
CAGCCCAGAAACGUGCAGCCUUUUAGUGAUGAAGAUGCUUCAAUUGAAACUAUGAGCCACUGCAGUGGCUUCAGUGACCCUGCUAGCUUCACUGAGGAUGGGCCUGAAGUUGAUGAAGAAGCCACUCAAGAAGACUUUGAAUACAAAUUGAAGGGAUUUAUUGAUCUUACGUUGGACAAGAGUGCAAAGACAAGACAAGCAGCUCUUGAAAGUCUGAAAAGUGCUUUUUCUUCUAAAAUACUGUAUGAAUUUAUCAUGGAAAGGAGAAUGACGCUAACUGAUAGCAUUGAACGCUGCAUAAAGAAAGGUAAGAGCGACGAACAGUGUGCAGCUGCUGGACUGGCGUGUCUUCUGUGUGUGCAGAUGGGGUCAGGAAUUGAGAGCGAAGAGAUUUUUAAAACCCUUGGUCCAGUUUUGAAGAAGAUUGUCUGUGAUGGAGCAGCCAGUAUCCAAGCCAGACAAGCUUGUGCAACCUGCUUAGGGAUUUGCUGUUUCAUCGUCACUGAUGACAUUAUGGAACUGUACUCUACUAUGGAAUGCCUGGAAAACGUCUUCUCAAAGGCCUAUCAGCGAGACAGAGACACUAAUGGUGUAUCGAGUACCCAUAAUACUGUGCUUCACAUCAGCGCUCUCUUAGCAUGGACACUGUUGUUGACCAUUUGUCCAAUGAAUGAGGUGAAGAAGAAAAUUGAAAUGCACUUGCAUAAACUUCCAAGUCUGCUGUCUUGCGAUGACCUCAACAUGAGAAUAGCUGCUGGAGAAACACUAGCCCUUCUCUUUGAACUGGCACGCGAAACAGAUGCUGAUUUCUUUUAUGAAGAUAUGGAACUUCUAACAGAGAAACUAAGAGCUCUGGCUACUGAUGGAAACAAGCACCGAGCCAAAGUAGAUAAAAGAAAGCAGCGAUCUGUCUUCAGAGAUGUUCUGCGAGCUGUUGAGGAGCGUGACUUUCCUACAGAGAUGGUUAAGUUUGGACCUGAGCGCAUGUAUAUUGACUGCUGGGUUAAAAAACAAACUUACGAUACUUUCAAGGAGAUUUUGGGGUCAGGGAUGCAAUAUCAUUUGCAGUCAAAUGACUUUCUUCGGAAUGUGUUUGAGCUUGGUCCACCAGUCAUGCUAGAUGCUGCAACUCUUAAAACAAUGAAGAUAUCCCGUUUUGAAAGGCACUUGUACAACUCUGCAGCAUUCAAGGCUCGGACAAAGGCUAGAAGUAAAUGUCGUGAUAAAAGAGCAGAUGUGGGGGAAUUUUUCUAGAUCUCCUUGUCCACGGGGUUCAAUUUUCACAAUUUAAAAUAGAUUUGUAACCUUU